AUGGUAAAAUCGUUUUACUUUACGUUAACUUUAUUAAACCUAUAGUAGCCAAGGAUUCAAGGACGAUUACCAGCGAUACACCUCCGUGUAUCUGCGUACGUAUCUGUAUCGGAUUGUUUUCUCGCACACAAAUCCGUGGCCGAAAUUGUCCUUGACAAUGCGCACGGUUUUGAAAUUACUGCGUUGUAUUAUCGCAUCUCUACAUGUCUCGUCUUUCCCAGCAGCACGGAGAGCGCGUCAGAGGGUCACUUGCGUAAAGCGAACGCACACAUUUUACGUAAGGACCAGUCUUGUACAACCCUGCACGCGUCCAGAGGUCGAGGGACGAUGGAGAACCCAGAGCCCAUCACGCUGUCUCCUGAUGCGGAGGUAGAGGAGGAGCCGUUAAUCACAAACCUGGACAUCUUCCUCUUCUCCCUCAUGGCUGGUCUACUCAUUUACUGGUUCUUCUCUCGGAGGACGCCGCAGGACGUCCCGCAGAUGAAGCCCAUCCCCUCUGUGGUGACACCCAUGAGAGAAACCAGCUUCAUUGAGAAGAUGAAGAAAACUGGCCGGAACAUUGUGGUGUUCUAUGGUUCUCAGACGGGCACUGCUGAGGCCUUCGCCACUCAGCUGGCUAAAGAUGCCCAGCGCUAUGGCAUGAAGGGGAUGCCUGCUGAUCCAGAGGAGUAUGAUAUGUCGGAGCUCCCUCGUCUGACAGAGAUCCCAAACUCCCUUGCGGUGUUCUGCAUGGCCACAUAUGGGGAGGGCGACCCCACGGAUAACGCCCAGGACUUCUACGACUGGAUGCAGGCCGCGUAUGACAGCCUGGAAGGGGUGAACUUUGCCGUGUUUGGCUUAGGGAAUAAGACCUACGAGCACUUCAACGCCAUGGGAAAGCUCGUGGACAAGAGACUUGCUGAGCUUGGAGCCAAAAGAGUUUUUGACCUGGGUCUGGGAGAUGAUGACAGCAAUCUGGAGGAAGACUUUGUGUCGUGGAAGGAGCUCUUCUGGCCCGCUGUGUGUGAGUUCUUCGGGGUGGAGGCGACAGGAGAGGACUGCUGUGUGCGUCAGUUUGAGCUGGUGACGCAAAGCGACAUCAACAUGAACCAGGUGUUCACUGGGGAGAUGUCACGACUCAGGAGCUACCAGACCCAAAGACCGCCGUUUGAUUCCAAGAACCCUUUCCUGGCCACUGUCACUGCCAACCGUAAGCUGAAUAAGGGGGGCGUGCGCCACCUGAUGCACCUGGAACUGGACAUCUCAGCCUCCAAACUCAGGUAUGAUGCUGGAGACCAUGUGGCAGUGUACCCCACCAAUGACGUAGCGCUGGUGAACAGACUGGGAGAGCUGCUUGGGGUGGAUCUCAACACUGUUCUCUCCCUCAACAAUCUGGAUGAGGAGUCCAAUAAGAAGCACCCAUUCCCAUGCCCCUCCUCCUACCGGACCGCCCUGACCCAUUACCUGGACAUCACCAGUCCCCCGCGUACCAACGUGCUAUACGAGCUCGCCCAGUACGCCUCCGACCCCAAGGACCAGGACAUGAUGCGCAAGAUGGCGUCCUCCUCUGCCGAGGGCAAGGCACUGUACCAGAGUUGGGUGCUGGCCCCACAGAGACACAUCCUGGCUGUUCUCGAGGACAUCCGCUCGCUGAGACCUGCGCCAGACCACCUGUGUGAGCUGCUGCCCAGACUGCAGGCCCGGUACUACUCCAUAGCCUCCUCUGCCAAGGUCCACCCGACCUCGGUGCACAUCUGUGCCGUGGUGGUGGAGUAUGCGACGUCCACCGGCCGCACCAACAUGGGCGUGGCCACCACCUGGCUCAAGAACAUGGCGCCCACCGACAAUGGUCACCCGGCCUCCGUGCCCCUGUAUGUCAGGAAGUCCCAGUUCCGCCUGCCCUUCAAGGCCAGCACGCCCGUCGUCAUGAUCGGACCGGGCACGGGCAUCGCUCCCUUCAUGGGCUUCCUGCAGGAGCGCGCCUGGCAGAAGGAACAAGGUAAAGACGUGGGUGAGACAGUGCUGUAUUAUGGUUGUCGCUAUAGAAACGAGGACUUCCUGUAUCAGGAGGAACUGGAGGAGUUUGAGAGGAUGGGGGUUCUGACUCAGCUGAACGUGGCCUUUUCUAGAGAUCAGGAGCACAAGAUUUAUGUCCAGGAUCUCAUGAAGGAGAACAAGGAGCAUCUUUGGAAGCUGAUUCACUCCCAGAAUGCACACCUCUAUGUGUGUGGGGAUGCCCGUAACAUGGCGCGUGACGUCCAGAGUGCCUUCCACCAGGCUGCGGAGGAGGUGGGCGCUCUGAGCCACACCCAGGCCGUGGACUACUUCAAGCGCCUGAUGACCAAAGGACGCUACUCCCAAGACGUGUGGAGCUGAGGUGGCGUCGCCAUCACCACCCACCCGCCUCCGCCCGGGCAGCAGAGGAGUCUGGGAUGGAUCAGCUGCUACGUGGGUUCUCAUUGAUGGUUUUAGUAGACGUCCACAGACACACAAACAGCCGCUGUUUCCUCCGUAGUUCACCAUACCAUACUGUUCAUGGCCAUCGGACCCACAUUUAGACAGCUGCUCGCAGCUACUAUGUUUGAUGCCAUUAUUAGUCAUCUACUUAUGUUGAGAGGUGGUUUUGUUUUUCUCCAUGAUAGCCCAAAUUGUCCAUGGGAUCUGGCCCACAGUCACCUGCUCUCUUGACUCUCUAAGGUGCUAUCAUUAGCCAUCUGGUAACACAGAGGUGCUAGUCAGUAAACAGUUGUCAGCUGUUUUCCUCAGACUUGAACUGGAUCUUGUUCUCCUGAAAACUCACUUUCACUUUCACUUGUGGUCGGUCACAGGAACAAGAGGAGCCCAUCAGGCUCCAAGUCUUUCUCUCAAACAGUUCUGCAACAAACCUGCUGUGGCUGCAUUAAACCCAGGGCUUAUUCCUGGUGUCCAAAUAAGACAAACCUCUUGCGCAGCAGCACUUCCAUCCAGCAUGGCUUCUCCACUAUAGCACGACUUCCGUGUCAUUUUGUUAAAUUAAUUCAGAUUAAUUGCAGGUGAGUUGCAUCAGUUCAUUACUAUACAGUGAACUGAAGUGAUAGAUGUAGCGAAAAACAGGCUUUGGCCACCAACAUUGCCCUUGCCACACCUCACAAUGUUUGAUAUUUUAAAUAGGUGUGUGUGAUGUACUAAGAUUAUUGUAGCAGGUGACAAGCACUGGUGUUUUGUUGUGAGAAAACUAGCGCCUGUUGUUUUGGAGACUAUUGAAACGCAUGUCUAUUUUUCUGUGUGGGUGCUCAAAAUGCAAGUUUGUUCUCCACGUGUGACUGCCAUAAACAUACGUGGUGGUGUCAUGAAGACGGGAAGAGAGCAGAGAGAUGUGUGCCUUUAAAGCAUUAUUUGAACCAUUUGAAUCUUUCUUUCUUCUUUCUCUUUAUCCUUGCUUGUCAUUAGCAGUGCAGUUAUAUACUGUAAAUAUAAGGAGACUGAAACAUAAAUUUGGUAUAUAAUAUAUAUAAUAAUGAUAUAUUAUUAUAUAAUAAUAAUAUAAUGUAAACAUAAAUUAUGCAAGCAGCUGUUAUGACUUUUUUUUCCUUGUGUAUGUUGGCUAAUUCUGUCCGGUCCCUUGCACGUGAGAGGUUGAGAGGGGAAGUCCAAGUGUUUUGUUUCUGCUUCCCUCUAAUGUUCUAUUUAAAUGACUUCUUUAUGCAUUAAAAGGGAAACACAUUUGCCA
Clupea harengus (Atlantic herring) is the source of this 3688-nucleotide messenger RNA. RefSeq names its product P450 (cytochrome) oxidoreductase a (gene pora). The record is from RefSeq and is a predicted model, not a curated record. Gene Ontology annotation, molecular function: FMN binding; flavin adenine dinucleotide binding; NADPH-hemoprotein reductase activity. Gene Ontology annotation, cellular component: cytosol. Gene Ontology annotation, biological process: response to hormone. Lineage: Eukaryota; Metazoa; Chordata; Actinopteri; Clupeiformes; Clupeidae.